AUUUCUCUUAAUCUUAGCGUAAAAUUGUGUUAUUCACCAGCUUUUUUCAAAGUUGCUAUCAUGUUUUUGGCUAUUUAUAUCAUACACACCUUGGGUCAGCUUAUUAGUAGACGUGUUUCAUCUGAAGUGAACAGUGCUUUGAUGAAAUUGUGAGUAAACAUGAGUAGUAAUAUCUGUUAUGGUUAGGAGUGUGUGGUGCCACUACAGAGUUGGGAAAGUGUAUGGCUAUUCUGGAGUUGAUCACCUAAAAUUCAAUUGUUGCAGGAAUUUAAAUGCAAGUUCCAGCUAUGCAUAUGCUUUUCCUUUCUGUUGGCCAAAUUGCUGCUCUGUAUUGCUGUGUAACUUGCUUUCUUGACCUGAAUAACUUUGGUUGUUCAUCCCAAUAUCACGAAUCAUAGUCCGCUGCCUCUGUUGCACUUUCCAUAUUAGUCGUGUCAUCCAUCUCCUGAGCCUUUGAAUAAAAUGAUAUGUUUUGGUGCUAAAAGAGUUGAUAUGAUCUCUUCCCUUUGCCCUUUCUUAUGCUUGAAUUCCUGUUAGAUUGAAUCAGUGGCCAAGCUGUUGUACAACAGUUGACUUAACAAUUACUCAUUUAAAGUGAUUCUUUGGGUUCUAGUUCCAGAUAUCUUUUCUUUUUUACUUAAUAUGAACAUUAAGUUCGUUAAUCAUGUGUCAUUUUCUUAAUCUAAUUUUCGUAACGAGUUGAAAACUAAGACACUUUUAUACUCUCAAUCUCAAUUAUGAGUUGCCUGACUAAAACUUGUUACUAAAAUGAGUCAUGUUUUUCAACCCUCAUCUGAAUUGAUCCAUAUGGUAUAUAAUUUGAAAGUUAUGUGGAUGAAAAUUGUUGUGUUGGACGUGUAUUUAUGAAAAUAUCUCUCUACUUAUAGAUCGCUAUCCUAAUUGUUUUUAAUUUCCACUUGUUGAAAUAUUCUAUUUUGAUCAUCAUAGUAUAUAGGCCAAUUAAGCAACCUUUCCCCUCUUUUGAUCUUUUAUACAAUUGCUUCUUCAACACUUAAACCAACCAACACUCACCACUACACCUACUUUACAAACUUUUUUUUUUGGAAAAAUUUUUAACCCCUUUUUAUUUCAUUUGGCUAUCUGGCCUUGAAGUUAAAGGAAAGUAAAAAGGGUGGUGUAAGCAAUGAUUGCUUAGGUGUAUAAUCCAUCCAAAUCCAAUAUGCCAACCCUCUCCAUAUUGCCAAAUAUCUUUUGAUUAAGUUUCAAAAUCCACUUAUUUUAACUUAAACAAGUUGGUGUUAUGAUUAGGAGUAAAGAAAAAAAAGUAUUUUAAGGAUAUAUACUAGCUAAGAAGAUAGAUGUAUCAUUGAAGAAUAAAAACAAAGUGUUUCUCAUCUUUAAAAAAACUUGUGGAGAAGAAACAAAGCAGUAAGUUUGCUAGAAAUAGCCAAUUUAUAAGAAAAUGACUACUGCUAGAUUCAUCAAAUGUGUUACUGUUGGUGAUGGAGCUGUUGGGAAAACUUGUAUGCUAAUUUCAUACACUAGUAAUACUUUUCCAACGGAUUAUGUUCCAACGGUGUUCGAUAACUUCAGUGCAAAUGUGGUGGUGGAUGGUAGCACUGUUAACCUUGGCCUAUGGGAUACUGCAGGACAAGAAGACUAUAACAGGCUAAGGCCAUUAAGUUACAGAGGAGCUGAUGUCUUUUUGCUUGCUUUUUCUCUAAUUAGCAAAGCAAGCUAUGAGAACAUCUACAAAAAGUGGAUCCCUGAGUUAAGGCACUAUGCUCCUACUAUACAAAUUGUUCUGGUGGGAACUAAACUUGACCUGAGGGAAGACAAACAAUAUUUAAGUGAUCAUCCAGGGGCUACUCCUAUAUCAACUGCCCAGGGAGAGGAAUUGAAAAAGAUGAUAGGAGCGGUUGCCUACAUUGAGUGUAGCUCCAAGACUCAGCAGAAUGUGAAAGCUGUAUUUGAUACUGCAAUUAAGGUAGCAUUGCGACCCCCUAAGAUGAAGAAAAGGCCCCAAAAAAGGAGGACGUUAUGUGCAAUUCUAUGAAUAUUAAUAUGCCUUUUUUUUUUCACAUUUCAAAUAUUAUUCAAUUAUAUUCUUAUCAUUUUGUAAAAGUAUAAGAGAAAAUGCUCAGUUGUAAUUUUUCUUCUUCUUUUUUUUUUUAAAAAAGUCUAGAUGUUAGUGAUGUAUUAAAGUUCCAUUUUUUAACAUUUGUUCCUUAUAAUAAAAUCUUGUAAUAGC
This is a messenger RNA of Solanum lycopersicum (tomato), 2212 nucleotides long. Its product is annotated as rac-like GTP-binding protein RAC13. Gene Ontology annotation, molecular function: protein kinase binding; GTP binding; GTPase activity. Lineage: Eukaryota; Viridiplantae; Streptophyta; Magnoliopsida; Solanales; Solanaceae. The record is from RefSeq and is a predicted model, not a curated record. Gene Ontology annotation, cellular component: cell projection; cytoskeleton; cytoplasmic vesicle. Gene Ontology annotation, biological process: establishment or maintenance of cell polarity; cortical cytoskeleton organization; small GTPase-mediated signal transduction.